CGGGGAUGAAGCCCGCCUGCUUUUUGUAGCUGCGGUGUUUGGGAAAGGAGGGCUGGCCGCUGUGUUGCUCCUGAGCCCCGCUUUAUCGCUACAUCGGGUUGCGGGGUCCCUCCGGCCGCACGGCGCUGCCCGGGGCGGGGCUCCUCGCGGGACCCGGGCACCUGCAGCCGCGCCUGGGCCGCCUCCUGCGAGCGGCAGCGCCCGUGUCCGUCGCCCUAUGGAACCCUAUGGAGACAGACCACCGCGAUGUGAUUGGGAAGCGCUGCAGCGAGCGAGCGCUUUAAAGAAGCGCUACCCGUGCGGGUGGUGCUGCAAAGUCGCUCCUCUUCUCCGUGGGAAAGCCCCAGAGGAAGCCCCCGGGGUUCACUGGGAGAAGCGAACCGAGGCCGGCUGCUGGCUUCCCUGCGGGCCGGAGGGAUGCGGGAUGGAAGCGGGCGGGUGCCUGCGGAAGGGCUGCGUUCCCCCUCUGCUCGCAGGGACGAGAUCAUCCUCACAGCGGGGUGCGGUGCGGAGCUGCUGCCGCCUGGUGAACGGGCCGAGGGUGAUCGGGGGCCUUGUUCUUGCUGUCGGGAUCUAUGCAGAAGUCGAAAGACAGAAGUACAAGACUCUAGAAAGUGCCUUCCUAGCCCCGGCCAUCAUUUUAAUCCUUCUGGGCAUUAUCAUGUUCUUAGUGUCCUUUGUGGGUGUGCUGGCUUCCUUGAGGGACAACCUCUGCCUUCUUCAAGCAUUCAUGUACAUCCUGGGUCUGUGCCUGAUGAUGGAGCUGGCAGGUGCUGUUGUGGCCUUGAUCUUCAGAAACCAGACGAUCAAGUUUCUGAAUGAUAACAUUAGAAGAGGAAUUGAGAAUUACUAUGAUGAUUUAGACUUCAAGAACAUCAUGGAUUCUGUUCAAAAGCGGUUUAAGUGUUGUGGUGGGGAAGACUAUACAGAUUGGUCAAAGAAUGUGUACCACGACUGUGCUGCUCCAGGACCUCUGGCCUGUGGAGUGCCUUACACGUGUUGUGUCCGGAACAAGACAGACAUUAUCAACACCAUGUGUGGAUACAAGACCAUUGACAAAGAGCGCUUGAGUAUCCAAGACGUCAUCUAUGUCCGUGGGUGCACCAAUGCAGUGCUCAUUUGGUUUCUGGACAACUACAGCAUCAUGGCUGGCGUUCUGCUGGGCAUCCUGCUCCCCCAGUUCCUGGGGGUGCUGCUGUCCUUGCUGUACAUCACACGGGUGGAAGACAUCAUAGCUGAGCACAAACUUGGUGAAAGCCUGUUCGGGGAGAUGCGGCAGCGCCCUGAUCCUGAUUUUUCCAAUGGAGGCUGCUGCAUGUGCUACCCAGGCUGACAGCAGGAACCUCCAGAGCCCGUCAGCUUGCGUGCUGGUUUGUGUUUCUGUGGCCAUUACGGACAUUGGGUGUGACUGAUCAACUCUAACUCUUCUUUGGUAUUUCUUUCCAAGCAGAAUACCAAAAGCAGAGUCUCUUCUUUACCCUGUGGUCUUAGUAUUUCUAACAUUUCCACUGCCUCUAGGUGUGUGUUGAGCUGUUGUGAGAUCCCUGGGUGCCAUGCUCAGGUUGCUCCUAGCUCCUUGGGAAGCAGACCAGGUAACCACCGUGCCUACACAGCUGUGGAAUCACCAUGUGUGCACCAUUCCACAUCGCCCUCCUCCCUCUGGAGAGGCCGCCCUCUCCAACCAAGAAGAAUGUUGGGGGCUGCCCACUGACCCCGAAGUGGGGUAAUGCUGGUGUCAUGGACUCACAGCAUGGCUUGGGUUGGAAGGAACCUUCUAAGUCCCUGUGCACCUUUGGGGCCUGACUGCAAGCAGGGCAGCCUUGCUAGCAAACGCAGCUGUUGGCUGUAUGCUGGAAGGUGAGGCUGGGGCUCUGUGUCCUGGGCAGCCUCUCUGUGCCUUUCCCAAUUUCAUUUCCUUACUGGUUGCAAAUCAGAGGAGAGAUUUCUUGCUGAUCUAAAGGGUGAAUAUUAAACACGUGUUUAAUGACUUUUUUAUGCUAAUCUCGAUGGAUUUACUGACAGUAAUGGAUGUGACACUGAACACUUCAUUGCUCGGUCCUUUGUGCCUUUUAAUGAUGGGGCAAAUGCCAAUGUUGGAUUAAUCAGGUAAUGCUCGAUAGACUUUUAAUGCGAUUUGUUACUGUCUGGCUUUUGUAUCAGUUUAUGAGAUGUUUGAGUCUUGUACGUACUGUAUUUUUCCUCAUUAGUAAAUUAAGUGUUAGAAGGAUUUGGGGGGAAUUAUCUAUGUUGAAAUGUUUCUGAAUUUGAUUCUUGUCAAAAUAAAUAUAUAUAUAUAUAUUUUUUUCCAAAAC
Messenger RNA from Coturnix japonica (Japanese quail), 2312 nucleotides. The record is from RefSeq and is a predicted model, not a curated record. NCBI's taxonomy places the organism in Eukaryota, Metazoa, Chordata, Aves, Galliformes, Phasianidae.